This is a messenger RNA of Mollisia scopiformis, 685 nucleotides long. RefSeq lists its product as uncharacterized. The transcript has a single exon. Bases 210 to 632 code for a protein of 140 amino acids. Lineage: Eukaryota; Fungi; Ascomycota; Leotiomycetes; Helotiales; Mollisiaceae. The record is from RefSeq and is a predicted model, not a curated record.
CCAUGGCGAGUGCUGAUGGUUUCUGAACUCUUUUGGGUCUGUUGAAUGUUAGUCACAUUUCGUGGACUCAAAGGCCGUCGCCUUCUUUCAUCUCCCCUCCCAAGAGAACAACGAGAGAGCACAUACCGAUGGGUAUUCAACCUGGGAUAUAUUUUUCCGUUCGUUUAUUAGUUACGUUUGAAACGUUGCUCGUAUAGUGGCUUGAUAUAAUGGGACCGAAAGGGCCGGAAGAUCGGAAUGCUCGAGUGGAUAGGAAAUUGCUCGCAGAGAGUGACUGGACAACAGCUUGGACGGGCCAAAAACUGUCUAAUAGUUGUACUGGUGGGUUGAGUGAUGAUACAUAUGCUCGUCGAGGUGUUUUGUCUGGGGCCGACUGGAUGAUGCGGGACGAAAUUAUCGACGUUUCGUGGGACAGAGCCGGAAUGCAGAACGACAGCGAGAUGCUAAAUGAAGGUACGGAAGACGAUCGAGAAGGCUAUAAAGGUACAAGCACGAGUCGAAGAUGUUCCAAAGGAUCGAGUACAAAAGGGAAACCGAGAGACGGUAUAAGAAGAAUGGAUUGGUGCUGGAGUAGCAGACCUGAAGAACGAACAAACGAAUGUGUGGUGACGGGGACCCUGCAAAUAAAGUAAAGUUCACAGAUCAACGAGUGUGAGGGUGAUAAAAGGCAAGAUAGGCAGAGCCG